Bursaphelenchus okinawaensis is the source of this 1020-nucleotide messenger RNA. Lineage: Eukaryota; Metazoa; Nematoda; Chromadorea; Rhabditida; Aphelenchoididae. The record is from the annotation of a GenBank genome assembly.
AUGCCUUUUGCCAAUCAACCAACGAUUACAACUACGUCUUUGACGGACGAUGAGAUCAAAUUUACUAUCGAAGACACAGACCUGAGCGUGGCCAAUUCUCUCCGAAGGGUUUUCAUUGCUGAAGUCCCAACGAUCGGUAAGUGUUUUAGUUAGAGUGGUAACUUUAGUAUUUAUAGCCAUUGACUGGGUACAGAUCGAGACAAACACAAGUGUGCUGCACGAUGAGUUUAUCUCCCACAGAAUGGGGUUGAUUCCGCUACGCUCGAACGAUGUGGUAGAUAAAAUGUCGUUUGCCAGAGUAAGUUUGUCUUUAUUAUUUCUCAUUGUGAAUUUUAGGACUGUGCGUGUGCAGAAUUUUGUAGCGAUUGUACUGUGGAGUUUUCUUUGGAUGUUAGUUGUGUAAACGAAGCUACCAGAGCUGUCACAUCUGACGACUUGUCUUCGUCUAGUAACGAAGUUGUUCCUGCUUGCGGAAAACAUACAUCUGCAUCUAUGGACGACGUUAAUGAUGCCGAAAUCUUGAUUGUCAAACUCAGGAAAGGACAAUCUUUAAAGAUGAAAUGUUUUGCACGAAAGGUGAGCGCUCAUGAGCUAAAUUAUAAGGUUUUAACGAAAUUUGAAGGUUGAUUUGGCCUUGGGGGAGAGGGCAAAAAGAUUGACACAGAUAGACGGCAUUCAUAUACAAUUUUUUUACAGGGAUUCGCCAAAGAACACGCCAAAUGGAAUCCGACGUGCGGAGUUGCGUUUGAAUACGAUCCAGACAACUCGUUGCGACACACAGUCUUCGCUAAACCUGAAGAGUGGCCCAAGAGUGAUUACAGCGAACUUCCACCAGAUCAGUAUCAAGCUCCGUUCGACCCAAAAGGAAAGCCUAACAAAUUUUGGUUCGGAAUUCAAUCAGCAGGCCAGCUCAAAGCUGAGAACAUUGUUUUGUCUGGUAUACAAGCAUUGAAGAUGAAGUUGAAAGACAUGGAAGCUCAGCUAGAGAGGCAUGAAAACGGAAUGAGGGACGAUUAUUAA